Messenger RNA from Penicillium griseofulvum, 2424 nucleotides. RefSeq names its product putative serine/threonine protein kinase (Prp4). The record is from RefSeq and is a predicted model, not a curated record. Gene Ontology annotation, biological process: mRNA cis splicing, via spliceosome; peptidyl-serine phosphorylation; peptidyl-threonine phosphorylation. Gene Ontology annotation, molecular function: ATP binding; protein serine/threonine kinase activity. NCBI's taxonomy places the organism in Eukaryota, Fungi, Ascomycota, Eurotiomycetes, Eurotiales, Aspergillaceae. Bases 1 to 2424 code for a protein of 807 amino acids. The transcript has 3 exons.
AUGUCCCAUCCCAGGUCGAGGUCCCCAUCAGUUCCCUCUGAGGGUGAGAUCGUGGAAUCAGUCCCAGAGACGAAGGCAACUGCGUCAAAACUUCCUCUUAAUGGCACCAGCGUUGACCGUCCCCCCAGAGUUAGCCCAUCCUCUGCGCCCAGAUCUCCCGAUUCAUUGAAAAGCACUCGAUCGCCACCCCGGCUGAGGUCGCCGACCAGGUCCCUAUCGAGAUCCCGCUCUCGCUCCCCGUACAGAGAAAAUAAGACCCAGAAGCGCAAUUACGACGAUCUUCCCGAGUCCUAUGAUGGUAGUUACGACCGGCGACCCCGCCAGGAGCCUCCACGAGGUUACAGGUCUAGGUACGACGACAGACGCCGUGACAGACCGGCUCCCAACCGGCGCCCCAACUCAUACUACGAUUAUGAUCGCGAAGAGACUCAUGGAGGAACCCUCCGAUACAGCGAUGAUUACGACCGCCAUGAGCGAUAUGACCGACACAAGGACAAGCGGCAGCGCACCCGCAGCCGCAGCCGAUCGCCUUACCGUGAAACGAGGAAGCCCAAGAAGUAUUCAGAUGAUGAACCCGAUUCAAACGUGGUCAAUGCCAAGUCUUCAGCGGAUAAUGAAAGGCGCUGGCCCACUGAACAUUUGGUGAGGGAACGAGGACAGGUUUCGGCCGUUGCUCUGGAGUCAAAGCUUGGUGCUGAAAAACAAAAGACCCAGGUGCAGGCUGCUUCUAAUCUUCAAGCACAUGUAGCUGACGAAGAAACCAUCCCUAAGCCGGAGAUUGCGCAAGAGCCGGAGCUUGCUGAACCCAUUAACGAAGCCGAGGCACUCGAAGCUCGCCGAAAACGUCGUGAAGCUAUCCGGGCGAAACAUCGAAGCCAAGCGACGCCACUGCAUCUCAAAGCACUGAACGUCAGUGAGGUUGAAACGGAUUCAUCCACACCUAGCACUGAACCAGCUAGCGCAAAGGAAGCAUCCGAUUCUCCACGGGCAUCUCCCUUUGAACAGCCCGCGGAUGCAUUCCCUGGUUUCAGUAUUGGAAAAGACAUGGACACAAUCAACGCCAAUACACCUGUUGUCGAUGCUGAUAAGAAUGGUCCCUCUGCUGCUGAUUAUGACCCAACUCUCGAUACAAAGGAAGAAAGCCAAAAGCAUGGCAAUGUACAGGAGCGAAAGCACGACGUUUCCUCUGCAGCAUACGAUGAGACCAAACCUGGCAAGCAGGACAUUCUCCUCCCCGAUGCUCCCCCAGCGCCAGCGCCGAAGGCAGAUGCAUUCGAUAUGUUUGCAGACGACGACGAUGACAUGUUCGCAGAGGAAUCACCUGACCCCAAGCCGUCACAUGCUUCGGCCACAGCUGUACCCCAGGGCAAAGAACUGGAUGUCAGUAUGAUGGAUAACUGGGACGACUCGGAAGGAUACUAUGCUGUCCGACUCGGAGAGCUGAUCAACGGACGAUACCAUGUCCACCAAAACCUCGGCAAGGGAAUGUUCUCGUCUGUCGUACGUGCAACUGACACCCAGACAGGGGGUCCAGUUGCCGUCAAGAUCAUUCGCCAGAACGCUGUAAUGCGCAAGGCCGGUAUGAAGGAGAUUGGCAUCCUAGAGCAACUACGGGAAGCCGAUCCGGAGCAAAAAAUGCACACCAUCAAGUUCGACCGAUACUUCGAUCACAAGGGUCACUUGUGCAUGGUGUUUGAGAACCUUAGCAUGGACCUACGUGAGGUCCUGAAGAGGUAUGGUAGGGACAUUGGUUUGAACCUGCGCGCAGUUCGGGCCUAUGGCCAACAGAUUUUCCUUGGGCUAUGUCUCCUCCGCAAGUGUAACAUCCUGCAUGCUGAUCUUAAACCGGACAAUCUCCUUGUGAACGAGCAACGCAACAUCCUGAAAAUUUGUGACCUGGGUUCGGCGUCGCCGGCCUCUGAAAAUGAGAUUACGCCAUACCUCGUCAGUCGAUUCUACCGUGCCCCGGAAAUCAUCCUGGGUAUCCCUUACGACUACGCCAUCGAUGUCUGGUCCAUUGGCUGUACUCUCUUUGAGCUUUACACAGGUAAAAUUCUCUUUACUGGCCGCGACAACAAUCAAAUGCUUCGCUCCAUCAUGGAGUGCCGGGGCAAGUACCCGGCGAAGCUUCUUCGCCGCGGAACCCUGUCUCCUCAUCACUUUGACGAAAUGCUCAACUUUCACAGCGUGGAGCAAGACAAAAUCACCGGCCGUCUCCACACCAAGAUUGUGGACUUCAAGAAACCGACGCGCGACUUGAAGAGUCGCCUCAUGGCACAAGGAACACGCGGAAUGCCCGAUUCUGAGGUCAAAGAACUAACUAUGUUCCUGGACUUGCUCGACCGUUGCUUGUGUCUUAACCCUGAGAAACGAAUCACACCGGCUGAAGCUUUGAAACACCCGUUCCUGGCGCCUAGGGUGUAA